GUUCCCGCGCCCCUCUAAGGGGGGCGCCGUAGGUGCGCGCCGUGCGCACGCGCGCCGUCCCGGAAGCCGCCCCUCGGCGUGGGGGGGCGUUGCGGUGGCAUGGCGGAGGCGCGACCCGGGGCGGGUGCAUUGAAUUUCAGUCCUGAUACUGCUGAUUCCACUUCAGGAGAAAGACAACCUACAGAUCUAAACUGGGUGAAUAAAGAUAGGAAAGAUCCUAACAGUAAUCAGAAUAGAAAUAAUUUAUCAUUUCCUAGUCUGUCCUCUGAAAGAGGUAUAGAUUUUGAUAGCUCUUCCACAAAGCAUCAUGGCUUUUGUAAUCCAGAAAGUCAAUAUGGGAAUUCUGAAGAGUUCCACCAAUAUUUUGGUGCCAGUAAAAGUUUGAAGAAUCGCAACUUGCAAAGCCACAGGUGGCACAGAUCAAGAAACGAUAGCACAUGUACUCGAAGUAAGAUAAGGCAAAGUACUGCUGAUGCUGGUCCGGGUGUUUCAGAUGCUGCAGUAGUACCUGGGAGAAGACCACCUCUUAGAGGAUACAGUGACUUGCUUUCCUCAGAGAGUGACAGGGAGGUACCUAAUGCAGAUAGCAGAGGAGCUAAGCCAAAGAAAACACAUCUGAUGCAUGCAUCUGGAAGAGGAUUCAGGGAGAAGGGAAAGCAAGUACAUGACCGGGAAAAGAGAGUGAGCUCUAAACAGAAAGCAGAGCUGUUUGAAAAUGUUCCAUCUUUGGAUUUGACUCAGUCUGACUCUUCAGAAUCAUCUGUUGGAAAGGCAUUCUGCGAUGCACCUGUUGGUAGUGGGGAUGAGCAGAAAGGCUACAAUUACGUAAACAAAAGAUAUCCACGGAAGCCUGUAUGGAAUAAACCCCCAGCAGAAAAGGAGUGUCAGAAAAGACGUGAUUCUCACCGUAGUAAAAAUACAAAAGUAGGUAAGAAGUCUUCUCUUGCGUAUACUCCAAAAGAUAAAAAUGAGAAGAAGAAAGAACUCUCUGUUCACAAAAAUGAUGAAAACUUGACCAGUGAAAUCAGGCAUGAAUUGUCCAGUUCUGUCAGAUGUAAUGGAAGAAAAUUCCUGCUAAAGGGGGAUCAGGCACCUGCACUUCAUUUCAGCUGGACCCAGUACUGGAAAAAGCAAAGUGAUGUACCAAAAAACAAAGAAACUCAUACAGGGUCAUUGAUUGAACAGCUGACCACAGAGAAGUACGAGUGCAUGGUAUGCUGUGAGGUGGUCCGAAUAGUAGCCCCAGUGUGGAACUGUCAGAAUUGUUACCAUGUAUUCCACCUGAAUUGUAUUAAGAAGUGGGCACGAUCACCAGCUUCACAAGCUGAAGAUGGUAAUAGUGGUUGGAGAUGUCCAGCUUGUCAGAAUGCUUCUACGCAAGUUCCUAAAACUUACACUUGUUUCUGUGGUAAGGUGCACAAUCCUGAAUGGAAUAGAAAUGAAAUCCCACAUAGCUGUGGGGAACUUUGUGGAAAGAAGAGACAGUGUUUGGACUGUCCACAUCUUUGUAACAUCCUGUGCCAUCCAGGACCUUGCCCUUCAUGUCCAGCCUUUGUGACAAAAACAUGUGAAUGUGGACAAACAAGUCAUUCCGUUCGUUGUGGCCAAUCAACAAAAAUCCAUUGUUCUAACGUAUGUGGAAAUACUUUAAACUGUGGUAAGCACAGCUGUACUCAAGUGUGCCAUGGAGGAAAAUGUUCACCUUGCCAAUUAACAGUACAGCAAGUGUGUUACUGUGGAAGCACUUUUAAAGAAGUAUUGUGUGGGACAAAGGAAGAAUUCUCAGAUGGAUUUGGGAAUUUCUCAUGUCAGAACAUAUGUGGCAAAAAAUUAAAUUGUGGGAGGCACAACUGUACGCAAGUAUGCCACCCUCAGCCUUGCCAGCUCUGUCCACGACUUCCACAAGUAGUGUAUCGCUGUCCCUGUGGUCAGACUCCUCUCAGCAAGUUACUGGAAUUAGGAUGUGUUGAACGUAAAGUAUGCACAGACCCUAUCCCGUCCUGUGGAAAAACAUGUGGCAAACCUCUUUCUUGUGGUAGCUAUGAGUUCGUUCAUACAUGUGAAAGCCUUUGCCAUGAAGGAGACUGUAGACAGUGUUCUCACACAUCAAAUAUUUAUUGUAGGUGUGGCUUCAAAAAAAAGGAAGUCCCAUGUGCUCUUCUCAGAAAUAAAGCUGCUAUCACAUUCAUGUGUGACAAGCGAUGCAACAAGAAAAGAUCAUGUGGACGACACAAGUGUAAUGAAGUUUGCUGUGUGGACACAGAACAUAAGUGUUCUUUGGUUUGUGGUCGUAAACUCAACUGUGGGCUUCACAGAUGUGAAGAACCUUGUCAUCGGGGUAGUUGUCAAACGUGCUGGCAAACAAGUUUUGACGAGUUAACUUGUUAUUGUGGUGAAUCUGUGAUUUACCCCCCUGUCCCCUGUGGCACUCAGCCACCAGAGUGUAAAAAAACGUGCACCAGGCCACAUGACUGUGAUCAUCCAGUGUACCAUUCAUGUCAUAGCGAGGAGAAAUGUCCACCCUGUACCUAUCUCACUCAGAAAUGGUGUAUGGGCAAGCAUGAACUGCGAAGUAAUAUUCCUUGUCAUCUCACUGACAUUUCCUGCGGACUUCGCUGCAAUCAAAUGUUAAAAUGUGGAAUGCACAAAUGUAAAAGAAUCUGUCAUAAGGGAGAAUGUCUUAUAGAUGAAGAGUGUAAACAGCCAUGUAUUAUUCCAAGGCUAUAUUGUAGUCAUCCCUGUAUGGCUCCAUGUCAUCCUUCUUCACCCUGCCCGACAACAUCCUGCAAUGCAAAGGUCGAUCUUCAGUGUGAGUGUGGAAGAAGAAAGGAGAGUAUGAUUUGCUCAGAAGCAUCUAAUACGUAUCAAAGAAUAGCUGCUAUAUCUAUAGCCACUAAGUUAACAGAUCUACAGCUUGGAGAUUCCGUGGAAAUCAGUAGGCUUAUUACAAAAAAAGAAAUGAAGCAGGCAAGGUUGCAGUGUGAUGAGGAAUGCUUAGCUCUUCAGAGGAACAGGCGUCUUGCUGAGGCUCUUGAAAUAGAUGACAGUUCUGAUCCUUUUAAUAUCCGUUCUUCUGGACCGAAGUACAGUGACCUUUUAAAAGAAGAUGCAAGGAAGGAUUUAAAAUUCGUCAGUGACAUUGAGAAGGAAAUGAGAAUGCUUGUGGAAGCUGUGAAUAAGGGCAAGCAUACAAAGAAGAGCCAUUGUUACCCACCAAUGAACAGAGAUCACCGCAGAAUCAUCCAUGAAUUAGCUCAGGUUUAUGGCAUUGAAAGUGUGAGCUAUGACAACGAACCAAAGCGUAAUGUUGUUAUCACUGCAGUGAAAGGGAAAUCAUUUUGUCCAAGCAAUACCUUAACUUCUGUGCUAGAUAAAGAAAUGCAGAGCAGGCCUCCGCCUCCUAUUCCUCAUUACAAACAAACAGAUAAGAGUAGUGGAAACAGUGGUUUAUCCAAACCAUUAAAAGAAGAGCCGGUAAUUGAUUACUUUGAUGUCCAGGACUGAAGUGAUUGAAAUGAAAUUCAAUACAGAAGCUUAGAGGUCAAGAUACUAAGUUAUUGUGUGAGGUGCUUUUUGGUUAUCUGUUAAAUGAUCAGUUGUUCGGUAUAUUCAUGAUUUAACAUCUAAAGUUACAUUGAUUGUGGUACUUUAAAAAGUUGCAUUUUUACAGUUUACAUAACUGCAUAAUACCUAACAAUAGUGUAACUUUUCAGACCUGGGUUUGGUGCAAUUCUCUAUCUAAUGUGCUGUUAGAAUGAUGUAGAUUCCAUUGAUGCCUUCAGAGUAAGAGAACAAAAAUAUAUUUUUGGGGGUAGUAAGAACAACAGUAAAUCUCCAAGAUUUAUUUUGACAUAUCUCACACAAGUUAAAAUGGACCAGAAAUAAUCUGUGUUAAAAAAUACUAGGGAUUAUAUUAAAGUGUUUUCAUAUUUUAUUAAUUCACUUUUGUGUUAAAGUGGUGAAUUUGGGAAUUUGAGUUUCUCUUCUGCAUGGAAGGAAAUAUAAUAUUUAGUCUGAAUAUAAAUAUACACACUAUAUGCCCACUUUGAGCAGAGACUUCCUUUGGUCUAUGAAAAAACAGGAUUUGGGGAAGGUAGAGAAUUAAGACUGACUUUGCUUUCUCUCAAAUUUGAUUUGAAAAAACCAAACCAAACAUAAAACAAAUAAAACCCCGAAACUAAAAAUCCCAAACACCCACCCCCAAAAUAACCACUACCACGCCCCCCCCCCCCCCCCCCCCCAAAAAAAAAAUAAUACCAGACCUUGAACAAAAUCAGACUUUAUAUAUUAUUUUGGUGUUCUAUUUGGUUUACUUUGUAUUUAGAUGUUAGCUUGAUGGUCUGGGGGUUUUUUGCAUGGUUUUAUUGGGGGGUUAUCUUUUUCUGUACUAUGCAAGCUUAAGGUGAAUCUGUGAAGUUUGCUUUAAGUAUGUUACGAAUUUGGAACAAAAUUUGUAAAAUUUAUAAGACCAUCUGUCUAAACUGUUUGGCAAUGGAAGAUCUUUGUUUUAUGGGAAACGCCAUGAAGAAAAUGGGAUGAUGGUUUAAACGGUGAAGGACACCAAAGUGGUCUCAUAGAGGGUGAGUUGUUUCCAGACAAACAAUGAGUUAAGGUGGGUGACUGUAUUUCUGGGAGGUCUGAUCAGAAGGGGUGGCACGGCUCUGAAUUUGAGUAAUACCUGCUCACUCGAGGAGGUUCUCUGCACUGGUAACUUCAGUAACUCUGGUGCACUGUUCUAGUGUUCCUUGUGGCUGGCUGCAUGUAGCACUAUAGGUGAGUCCCCUAGGCAGCAUCGGAGCCUGCUCCUAACAGGGGCUUAGCAUGGUGAAGAAGCAGAUCUAGCAAAAGACUUGUCAUCUGGUGUUCAUUUAUUUUUCAGCCAGCUCAUUAUGGUGUAGCAUGAGGUUUGUUGCCAAGAAAACGGAAGGCAGUUAUUCAUGCUUAGAUUCGCUUACAGUUAUCACAUGACCCUGAGCCUUAACGGUGAAGCAUUCUGUGGCUACGUAAUUGAUCUUGAACAGCUUGUGGAACAUGAUAGAAUGAGCAGCAAACUCUCAGCGUCUGUCCCCCAUAAUGUUUUGAAAUUUAAAACGCAUGCUGUUAUUGCAGAUUUUUGUAGGAGCUUAUUUCACAUUAAAAAAAUAUGCAUUCUUAAAUGUUUCUAAGGAUUUGAAAUGCGUAUGCUUCAAGUAAAACAGCUACCAGAAGGAUUCUCAACCCUCAAGAGUGUUCAGGCUUUUAAUUUUCAGGUAGUGGUUUAAACUGGUUUUACCUUUUUUAUAUAUUUUGUGGACAUGAAAAAUAAAUUAAAUUGACACAGCUUAUAUUGCCCUUAAUUUCUUAAGCCAAUUAAUGUUUGAUUCUACAGUGUGUACUGCUUUCCUAAGUUCAGCUGAAGAAAUAAGUUUCUCGGCAUCUUCCCAGGAAUGUAGUUCUUCAGUCCCUUCAUUGUGAGGAGUGUACCUCCUCGGUGCUCGCAGACAGGUAUCAGCUCACUGUGGCCAGACGAAGGCUUAAUUCUGGUUUCAAACCUCAGAGGGAUGUUAAUAUAGCACGGUAUGGUUCAAGCUCAUAGCACCUGUUAGGGAGAACGUUCGUAGUUCUACUGCAGGGGCAGGGGCUCAGCAGAAGCUGGCACAUGCAUCCAGCAAGCUGAGAGAAUAAAGCUGGAUGCACAUGCAGCUGCUAUACCAUAGGUAGACUAAAUCACUCUGGUUGUCUGUAAUGUUUAGUUGAUCUUUAGUUGAUUAUUCUAAUAAAUAAAGCUGAAGCCUAUUAACUUUCCACGCAGUUUCACAUUAAUAUAGCUAAAACUGCACUUUUGCGCAUCUGAUUUGAAAUUUAAAACUUAAAGGUUUUAUAGCAUUAUAUUUAGUUCUGCUCUUUGGAGUUUUUGUCAGAUUGUGGCUUUAACAUAAAGUGUGAACCUUGGUGAGAUGGACUUCUGCUGUCAAGUGUUCUGCCGUGGCUUUUAAUAAGAAAACCCAAGUAAUCUUCAGCUUCUCAAGAUGAGAUUAAUGAUUAUUACUGAUUCUGUUCAUACUGAGAAGUCGUAAUUCUCAUCACUAAACCUCUCAACUACAUGAAUGUUAAAACAUUUUUAUAGAUGUUACACAUCUAAAUCGUGGCUGUUGAAGGUGCAUCUGUAGUUAUGAAGCGAGUCACAUGUACAGAAAAAGUUAUUUUGAAAUGCAUUCUAACAGCUCAGUUAAAAACAUGAUACCAUACAUUUACCUGGGGAAGUAAAUACCAAAAAGAAAGGAUUUAUGUCUGUCUUCCCAGAACAGUUACAUAGCCUUAAGAAGGAACUCAGCAAAGUUUAACAGUGGUGCUGUCUUCUAUGUUCUGGUUUGCUUUUUGCUGCAGUGUAUCUGUGACUUUCAUAUGGAAUAGUACUUAAAGGCUGUAGGUUUGAUAUCCGUGAUAACUCAUCUUCAUAUUGCACGUGUGCCUCAUGGAAAUAUUUUUCAAAUAGCUAUUUUGUAAAUCUGAGCUGGCCUUUACACCUUCUAACAGAAAAAUGAGUGGAUAAAAGAAAUCCUUGCAUCAGUGAAGUCAGUGACAGAAGUCCUGUUGACAUCACUGGAACCAAGACUUAAGCUUUGAUAUGCUAGUCAUUUUCCACAGCCUGAAGAGUAAUAUUUUCUUGUAAAUUUAUUUGAAAAAAGUACUCUGCAAUAAGCAUCUUUUGAAAUAAAUUGUGAUGUCAGUUGGAAUUCAUGCAACUUCAUGAAGUGCUUUUAAAAUUGUGUAUAAAAUAGGCAGAUACUUUCGCAUUUGGGCUGUGCUAUUGCCUAUCUAUAUUGUUUAACAUAAGUGCUCUGAAUAUUCAGUGCUUGGGUUUAACCUAAAAUUGUGUAAGAUGCUUAAGUAGACUUCAAUACUACUGUUUCUGUAGCAGUUUUGUACAGUAUUGGCCGCAUAAUGAAAUGAGCAAAGUAAAGUUGUUCUAAAAGACAUAUUCUUAAGUUAUUUGUGAAAGUUUUAUAUUUGACUUGAUUUUUUUCAAGUUACUGGUAUAAAAUUACUUUCUCUAUAAAUCUGAAAUAAAUCUCAGUUGGAAGUUCAGUGUUUUGGAAUUGUUUACAAGCUUUGUCUUGGUAUUCCAAAUUUGGAAGACUGAGAUACCACAGAGAAACAAUAAAGGUUUAAACGGAGGUUUGGGGAGUCCUUUUCCUCAAGUUUUGAAAUAUGAGAUGUGAUUUCCUGGAUUUGAAGAGAUUUUAAAUGAAUGAUGUAAGGAGAACGAAGCAAGUAAAGAGGGACUCCCCAGGAAAGGGAGAGUAAGGAGUAUCUGCUGCCUUCUCGGGAUUCAGCAGUGCAGAAGAGAUAAUUAUGAGAAUAUCUGAAAAUGUACAUAGUGGUUACCUGAAAAACCCUUUACUAUGUCAGCCUAAAUGCUACUUGGCAAUAAAACGUAUGAUUUUAA
Falco peregrinus (peregrine falcon) is the source of this 7429-nucleotide messenger RNA. RefSeq names its product nuclear transcription factor, X-box binding 1 (gene NFX1). Bases 100 to 3504 code for a protein of 1134 amino acids. Lineage: Eukaryota; Metazoa; Chordata; Aves; Falconiformes; Falconidae. Gene Ontology annotation, cellular component: nucleus. Gene Ontology annotation, biological process: negative regulation of transcription by RNA polymerase II. The transcript is spliced from 24 exons. Gene Ontology annotation, molecular function: DNA-binding transcription factor activity, RNA polymerase II-specific; zinc ion binding; RNA polymerase II transcription regulatory region sequence-specific DNA binding. The record is from RefSeq and is a predicted model, not a curated record.